Molecule: messenger RNA, 1338 nt
Organism: Bipolaris oryzae ATCC 44560
Lineage: Eukaryota; Fungi; Ascomycota; Dothideomycetes; Pleosporales; Pleosporaceae
Exons: 3
Coding region: 1-1338 (445 amino acids)
Source: RefSeq, a predicted model, not a curated record
AUGCCGAGUAUCAACACUUUGCUGUUGGCGGCCUUCGCCACUGUGCAGGCCGUCCAGGGAGCUACGUACCCUGUAUCAGGAUCUUCCACGUAUCCGAAAAUCUCGGAAGACGGUCGUUGUGCUAUCAACGGUGCUACUUGCCUGGGCUCCAAGUUCGGAGACUGCUGCGAAGCUAACACGAAGCUAGCCAACGUGGUUACUGCGGUGGAAAUCGCAACUACUGCGGCAGAGGAUGCAACCCAGUGUAUGGAAAAUGCUCUGAGCCUUCUCCUGAGCCUUCUCCAGAGCCAACUCCCGAGCCUUCACCGGAGCCUUCUCCCGAACCCUCCCCUGAACCGNCCCGAACCCUCCCCUGAACCGACUCCCGAACCCUCUCCCGAGCCUUCUCCAGAGCCAACUCCUGAACCCUCUCCAGAGCCUUCUCCUGAGCCUUCUCCAGAGCCAACUCCCGAGCCUUCACCGGAGCCUUCUCCCGAACCCUCCCCUGAACCGACUCCCGAACCCUCUCCAGAGCCUUCCCCAGAACCGGCUCCCGAACCCUCUCCAGAACCCUCUCCAGAACCUUCCCCAGAGCCAACUCCAGAGCCUUCGCCAGAACCCUCUCCUGAGCCUUCUCCUGAACCCUCACCUGAGCCUACUCCUGAGCCAACUCCUGAGCCGUCGCCUGAACCAACACCUGAACCCACUCCCGAGCCGACUCCUCAGCCUCCUUCUGGUGAAUGUGGAGCUCAGAAGUACCCAACAUCGCCCAGGGGUCUACAGACUACGACUCCCGGAUCUAGCCUCGCUGCUUGUUCUCAAUCCUGUCUCCAAAAUCCCAGUUGCCAGUUCUUCUUCUUGUACGGGGGGAACACCUGCUAUAUCUUCACCAUUCCGCUGUCUGAUGUUACUCAAUUUACCGUCAACCCUCGCGCUGCGCUAUAUGAAAGGUCUUGUGUAGAGCCGGUGGUCACACCUACUCCUACCCCUACUCCAGAACCUACUCCUGAGCCAACACCCGAGCCGACUCCUGAGCCAACACCCGAGCCGACUCCUGAGCCUACUCCUGAACCCACUCCUGAGCCUACUCCUGAACCCACUCCUACACCCGCUCCUCAGCCUCUCGUGUGCGGUCAAAAGGGCUACGCAGUCGGUCAAGACGGAUCCUCAGCCUACAGUGUCCAAACCGCAAACAGUGACGCUUCCUGCCUUGCGAUCUGUCGGUCCCAAUCCCAAUGCAAGUUUGUCAUCCUUGCCAGCGGCAGAGACUGCUUCCUCUACAGCGUCGACUACAAUAGGAACUCGCCAGUGGUCCCGUUGGACUACAUUUCGCUCUCUGAGAGGGAUUGCAACAUCUAG